CACAACAGAUCAGUCGGGAGUUUCGACAGCGUCGCCAGAAACGCCCGAGCCAUCAGAAUGAGUCGGUGUUUCAAGAAAUCAUUUACCAUUCCACAAGCUUUCAUACUGCUGGGAGCUCUCUCUAUGGUUAUUUACUUCAGUAAAUUCAACGGUGUUGAUCCCGUCACUCCCAUACUUCCAGCAGUUCAAGUACAAAAUGACAGUAAAGUGAUUCCUCUCACCACAGUCAAUUCCCACGUAUCCACAAGUCACGUCGAAGUAAUGGAGAAAUGUGAAGCGAACAUGUCUGUCACCAGCUUGUCGGACUUUGCCUCUCUUCCCGAUGCUAUACAAAACUUUCUCUUCUAUCGCCACUGUCGCCAUUUCCCCCUGCUGCUAGACCUCCCUGAAAAAUGCAGAGGCGUCAACAAAUCUGAGGAAGUCUUCCUUCUGCUCGUCAUUAAAAGCUCCCCGAACAACUACGACCGCCGCGAGGUACUGCGCAAAACCUGGGCUAAAGAGCGGACACACAACGGUGUGUGGAUUCGACGGCUCUUCAUCUUGGGAACGUCGGGUGCCGGUUACGAGAAGGAAAAGCUCAACAAGCUUCUCCAGGCGGAGCAGGAGGAGUUCAACGACAUCCUUCAGUGGGACUUCAACGACACGUUUCACAACCUCACCCUGAAGCAGACGCUCUUCCUGGGAUGGAUGAAAAGAAAGUGUGCGAACGUGCGCUUUCUGUUUAAUGGUGACGAUGACGUGUUUGCCAACACGGACAACAUGGUUGAUUAUCUCCAAAGCCUUGAGGGCAACGAUGGGAGCAAGCAUCUCUUCACGGGCUACUUGUUCAUAAAUGAAAAGGUUGUCCGUUGGAAGGGAAGCAAGUACUUCAUCCCAACUGUGAUCCAAGAGACGGAGACUUAUCCCCCGUACUGUGGAGGUGGUGGCUACCUAUUCUCUGGCUACACAGCGUUGGUGAUAAACGAAAUGUCUCAGAAUAUUACCAUUCACCCAAUCGACGAUGCUUAUAUGGGCAUGUGUUUGCUCAAAGCAGAGCUGGAACCGUCUUUGCAUGGUGGUGUGAAAACACUAGGGCUGAACAUGCCUUCGAAAGGACACGAUGAUUUCGAGCCGUGCUAUUUGAGACAGCUUUUGCUGGUACACCGAUUCCUUCCACCUGAGAUGUAUUUGAUGUGGAAGCAAGUGAACGACCCACAUUUAGACUGCAGCCCUUCCACUAAACUCAAAUAAAACAAGAUCUUUAAAACCUA
Austrofundulus limnaeus is the source of this 1250-nucleotide messenger RNA. RefSeq names its product N-acetyllactosaminide beta-1,3-N-acetylglucosaminyltransferase 3. NCBI's taxonomy places the organism in Eukaryota, Metazoa, Chordata, Actinopteri, Cyprinodontiformes, Rivulidae. Gene Ontology annotation, cellular component: Golgi membrane. The coding region runs from base 58 to 1230 and encodes 390 amino acids. Gene Ontology annotation, molecular function: UDP-glycosyltransferase activity; hexosyltransferase activity. The transcript has 2 exons. The record is from RefSeq and is a predicted model, not a curated record. Gene Ontology annotation, biological process: poly-N-acetyllactosamine biosynthetic process; protein O-linked glycosylation.